UUAUUUUUGUACGAGAGACGGAAUUGAGCAACACAAAACAGCGUUUGAUGAAUGGCAACGACGCAAUUCGGAAGGCGAGUGGGAAGGAUAGUGAAAGAAAGAAUAGAAAGAAGGAAAAGCAGCGUUAUACGUGAAGGAUUAUGGAACGAUCCUUUCAUGGUUGCUUCUACUCGCGCCAUUGCAGAAAGAAUCCCUUUGGUUGAUCUCAUCGUCCAUGUCACUGAUGCAAGGAUUCCAUUCUCCUCUCAAUGUCAUUUACUCACACAUAAUCAUAUUAUCGUUCUCAAUAAAGCUGAUCUCGCUUCUCGUUCCUCUUUACAGGUAUGGAUGGAUUAUUUUAGGGAAACGAACUGCGUAUCUUGUGGAGUCGAUGCUCAUAACAAGGAGAGCAUCAGACAGUUCCUAAGCCUUAUACAACGGCAGGUGGGAAAGUUGAGGAGAACGGAUCAAGCUAAUAAAUAUACUGCAACAGUAAUGUUAAUUGGGCUUCCAAAUGUUGGAAAAUCGGCACUUACUAAUGCUUUGCAUCAUGUUGGGAGAAUCAGUGCUGCAGAAAAAGGAAAGUUAAAGCAUGCAACUGUGAGUCCAGAGCCAGGGGAGACUAAAGACAUUAGAAGUUAUAAGAUUGCUAGCCAUCCCAAUAUUUAUGUGUUAGACACUCCAGCUGUUUUACCUCCAGAGGUUCCUGAUGUUGAUGUUUUAUCUAAAUUACUCUUAACAGGAGCAAUUGGGGACUGUUUGAUUGAGAGAAAAGAAACUGCUGAAUAUUUUCUAGCUAUUCACAACUCAAGUGAUCAGUACAAAAAAUGGGCAAAGUUAUCGAGCAAGGAAAACGACAUAUUUUUCCUUAACAGCACAACAGAGUGCUUGACUACACAUGGGUUACAAAUGAAACAGAAAAAGAAAAUCCCUAACGAUCACACACAGGACGACAUGGUGCAGGAUGUUAGAAGAACACUCUAUGAAACAGUUUCAUCUUUUGAUGGCAAUAUAAGAUGUGAAGUUGAAAUGGAAGCACUUAUUGCUAGUCAGUUUACCGCGUUGCAGGAAGUUUUCCACGUUUCAACUGAACGUGAAGAAGAUGCUCAUGUCGUGGUUGCCGGGAAAUUGCUUAAUCUUUUUCGUACGGGUCGUCUUGGACAUUAUAUUUUAGAUAACCUUCCCAGAAAUAUUCACUGACCAUUGCAGGCCAAUGCAUUGUGUGUUGGUCUCUAAAUAUUUUAGUUAAGUUCUGAAAUGAUAUUCUUUUUUGUUGUUUGUUGAGGUCGUUCUAGUACAUGUAUUACUUUUGUACAUUGUUUAACUUUUUUUGGUUAUGGAUCAAGUUCUCUAUCAUUCGUGUUAUUAUUUAA
Messenger RNA from Medicago truncatula (barrel medic), 1352 nucleotides. Its product is annotated as DAR GTPase 2, mitochondrial. The coding region runs from base 52 to 1179 and encodes 375 amino acids. Gene Ontology annotation, molecular function: GTPase activity; GTP binding. Gene Ontology annotation, cellular component: mitochondrion. The transcript has 7 exons. Gene Ontology annotation, biological process: mitochondrial translation. Lineage: Eukaryota; Viridiplantae; Streptophyta; Magnoliopsida; Fabales; Fabaceae. The record is from RefSeq and is a predicted model, not a curated record.